Messenger RNA from Musca domestica (house fly), 5615 nucleotides. RefSeq names its product collagen alpha-1(III) chain. Bases 308 to 1741 code for a protein of 477 amino acids. NCBI's taxonomy places the organism in Eukaryota, Metazoa, Arthropoda, Insecta, Diptera, Muscidae. The transcript is spliced from 5 exons. The record is from RefSeq and is a predicted model, not a curated record.
CAUUUUGCCGACAACUUUGAGGUUGGCAACACCCGACAGAUGCAAAAAAAAGUGUAUACAUAAGAAGCGGAAAAAUCUUUAUUUUGUAGGAAAAAAUUUAAAGUAUUUUAUUAAAUCGUGAUUUAAAGAGAAAAAGUAAUGCUUAUCAGGUCAGAAAUACAUCUCAGUAAAAACAUUCAAUAAAAGUCGCGUAAAUAUCAGUCAUUAAAUCUAUAAAAGUUGCCGCAACGUCGUCGGCUGGUUGGGCAUUCAUAGAAGAAGCUUAGAAAAAAUUGUGUGUAGAUCUUAAAAGCAAAGAAAAAAUAUUAUGGAGGCUCCUACAACAGUCGAUACGGCACCUAUAACUGGUGGUGUGGCUCCCACACGUGGACGCGGCGGUAUGCGUGGUUCAUUUGAACGGGGUCGUGGCAGGGGUAUGGGUAGGGGUCAAUUUUCCGGCAUGGGAGGACCCGGGGGUUUCUCAACCCGUGGUGGUUAUGGAGCACGUGGAGGCGGUAUGGGUGGCGCACCGAUGGGCUAUCCCCCACGUGGAGGUUUCGCACCAAGAGGAGCGCCACCAAUGCGCGGAGCACCUGGCAUGGGUGGUCCAGGCGGAUAUUCUGGCAGGGGUGGUUUUCAGGGGGCACCCCGAGGUGGACCACCAAUGCGAGGAACCGGUAGAAUGCCAAUGUACAACCAACAAACAUUUUUGGACGCUGCAGAGCCGAAACAACACACCGGUGUGGAUAACAAUAAAACUAUCUCACCGGUGCAAGCAUCAGCUAACAAUCAAGUUGUUGCCAUAAAGGAAGAUAAUACAGCUGCUGCAACAGAGGUUGCUGCACCUGCGUCAGCACAAGAAGCGGAUCCCAAUGCCGUGGUGACUGCUUCGACAGCGCCGUUGGUUAGUAGUAAGCCACCUCUAAUGGGUACAUCACCAAAUUAUCGCGGUCGUGGUCGAGGUGGCCCAAGAGGUGGUGGUCGUGGAGCAUAUAAUCCACAUAAUGGUAGCGCCGGUGGUAUGAUGUCCAUGCAUGGUGGUGCUCCUAUGCAAGAGCAUGGCGGUAUGGUGCGACGUGGUGGUCCACCAAGAGGACGUGGUGCGUACCAGGGUGCUGGUAUGACACGUCCCCCACUGCACCAACAACCGCAUGCAUCUAACUCACAGGCAGCACCAAUGUCACUGAAACGCGGCGCUCCUGGUGGCCCACCAGGACCCAAGCGUGGUCGUUAUGAAUCCGGACCAUAUUCCCAGAGAGCGCCUGCGCCAAAAUAUCAUCAGCCUCCACACAUGACACAACAACCAGCGGCAAAUUAUGGUGUGGCACAUCAACCUGCUCCACCACCACCACAAAGCCACCAUGGUUAUCCACCACAUGUUGCCACACAAACAAUGGAUCCUUAUGCCCAGUCGUAUGCUGCGCCACAAGCACAGACAACAUAUAAUGGUUAUGCGCAGACAUCAACUUAUCCUCCGGCACCAACGCAUGCAGCCACACACCAGGCCAAUAGUGGCUAUACAAGUGCUGAAUAUGAUCAAAGUCAAUAUCAAGGAUACAGUUCAACUUACGGUCAACAAGAUACCCGCUAUCAAACAUAUGGUCAAGAUUAUACUCAACAGUAUGGAGCGCCUGCUGUUGAUUAUAACACAUCUCAGGCAGAUUACUCUCAACACGCGCAGCAAACAUAUGAUGAACGCGCCUAUGCUGGCUAUGACACGCAGUCAUAUCAGCAGAGUUAUUCAAAUGCGGGCUAUUAUUAAGUCAAAAAGUCAAAUGAUGUUUAUAAACAAAAACAAAUUAAAAAUAAUAAUAAUAAUAAGAUACAACGCUAUUAUUCUCAACACUAAAUACGCUGUGCGUGUCGAUGAUACAACAACACAACAUAAUACCACAUGAUAGUGAAUGCUGCAAAUCAACCAACCGACCAACCAAUCAAUCAGCCAACCUACCAUCAACUAUGAAAAUAUAUAUUAACAAAAUAUAUAUAAAUAUAAAAGAAAAAUCAUUGAGUAAUGCCAAAAACAACCAAAAUAAUUAUAACCCCCCUUAUAUAUAAUAAUAGUCGUCGGUCGCCGUUCAAUGCAUUGGUGGAGCAUCGUCCUCGUUGUGUCAGCUAUGAUGGUACGUGUCUCUACGUCUGUUCAUCGUCUGUUGCAACAUGCAUGAUCUUAAAAGCGGUAAAUGAAAUUAUUUCAUUUCUGAUAUUUUUGAAACCAUUAAAAAAUUGAAACAACAAAGAUCUUAUAUAAAAUAUUAGAGAUUAGUAGUAUAAUAUGUACUAUCUAUUGAUAUAUUAUUAUAUAUUAUGUGUAACACUUAUUAUACAAGUGAUGAUGAUAUGAUGAUCCCCCAAUAAUUCUAAUCCCUUAAAAAAAUCCCUUAAUUCAAAAUGUAAGCUUAAAAAAAGUGUCCAAAUUAUAUUUUCUUAUUUAGAAAUUUAAAAAAAUUACCAACCAAAUCAACACCAUUUGGAUGUGUUGUUGUUGGUAACCAUAAUAAUAUUGUUUUAAAAUUUAACCAUAGAACGUAAUUUUUUGAUGAUGGACAAAGCAGUAACUCCUGCACUCAGUCGAUAAAAAGAAAAUUAUAAUUGUUUUUUUUUUCCUUCGCCUAUAUAUUCUGUAAGAAUUUGUAAUUUUUUUACUAAAUUGACUAUUUUCUUUUCCCCCGAUGCUAUCCUCCUUAAACUUGUCGUUUUAUUUCCCAUUCAAAAACUUGGCAAUGCAAUACUAAAUCUAUUUACUCUAUCCUUUACUUCCAACAUAAAUGUUUGUAUUUUAUUUUGACACUAAUAAAACUAUAUAUAAAUAAUAAUAAUAAUAAGAGAUUAUUGUUUCACAAUUAAAUGAGAAGAAAAAAAAAAUUAAAAAUUUUUCUUUGUAUAUUUUUUAAGUUAAAAAUCAAAACAGUUUUAUUGUUUUAUUUAGUCCAAACCCAGACCUAUCCUAUGCAUACACAAUUAUCACCCUGCCCAAACAACAAUUAUUGCAUUAUAAUCUGAAAUGUAAUACAAUGUGUGUGUAUGUGCGCAUAGAAACAUAAAGAUUUUAUUUUGAAAUAAGAAAUUUCUUUAAUAAGAUUUUAAUUUUGAGUUGUAUUUCGAAAAUCGUGGCAUUUUUUGGAUAUGACAAUGCGAAAGUAAACUUGAAAAUAAAAAAUACUCAUGCCAUUUAUGUUUGGUUUUUAUAUAAUUAAAAAAAGGCUCCUGUAGAGCGAGUCUCUAAGUUAACAACAAAAAUCGGCUACUUUUAAACCCAAAUGUUUGAUAUUAAAAAUAAGUUAAGGUUAGCAACAUUUGCAUGUACCUGUAGGCACUUUGAUUUACCCAUAAUUUCCUUAAUUACUGAAAUUAUAAGCAUUUUAAUUUGACCGACUUUUGUUGGUAACUCAAAAAAUGAGUUAUAGAAUUCCACUACUGGAAUUGGUGUUUUUUAAUUCGAGUUCACUUCCAUAUCGUCAUGGAGAAACAGACCCUUAAUGUUUAAAAGAUGGACUAUCAUGAAAAUUGUAAUUUAAUUGAUUUAAUUGAAUUUUAAAAUUGUAACAACAUUUAUUUCAGUUCAAAAUCUUUUUAAUUGAGUUAAAAGUGAAAAGAGAAAAAUAGAUAUGAUCCGUACCAAAGCAAUAUUUCAUUCGGAUCUCAUUAAGGAUUGAAGGAGUUCGGAAAUAAAGUGCAUUAAAAUUACCAAGCAACAUUUUCCUUAUCUGAAAUGGAUCGAAAUCAAAGCCAAGUUCUUCCGAGGGUUCCCUACAUGCCGCUCUUCAUUGACGUUUUUUGUGAAUAUAUUGAGUAGCAGAUUUGUGUGGAGGUUGCAGCUCUGCCAACUUCCAAGAGAAGAUGCGUUCUGUACCCAACUGUGGUGGAUAUAGAGCAUGUCAGAAAUUAAAAUCGUUCUGACAAAAUUGGUAUGCGGCCCAUUUUUUAUUUGGAUGUACUAAGAGUUUCCCUCGUCGCUCCUGGGUGAUCCCUGCCAAUACAAGUUUAUUACUCAAAUAUUGUCUGAUUGUUUCCGGCGACUAAAUCAAAAGUCAUGUGUCUCACUAAAAACGACAAGUCAAAAAUGCAACAAAGUCAAAUGCCAUAAUUUUGACAUUUUUUAAUUUUUUUAAUGAAAGCAAAAAAUUUCGGAAAUAGCUUCAAAUUUUAGAAUAAGUUUAGAUUUGUUCGAAUUGGUCAUCUUUGGCACGAAUUAUGACCUUCAAACGGCCAAUGAAACCGUCACACGCUGCCCGAAUGUUGCUCAGCGGUAUUUUGGCCCAUUCUCGGAGAAGCGCUUGCUUGAGGUGAUCGACAAUUUGGUAUUUUUAGUGCCAACCUUGCUUUCUAAAAUACUCCAGACACAAUAGUCCAACGGAUUGGUAUCCGGAGAUUUUGCUGAUCAUUGUGCGCUGAAAAUGAAGCGAGGAACCUCAUUUUGUAACCAUUCUUGGGUGCCGCGUGCUGAGUGCGAUGGUGUUGAGUCCUGUUGGAAUGUACAAGGUCUGCGGCCAAAAUGUUUGCGUGCCCAAGGCUUUAAUACACCCUCUAGAAUAUUUUCGCGAUAAUAUGCGGUAUUUAUUCUGAUGCCACUGUAAAUUAAUAUGAGCGGAGAGCGAACAUUGGCUGUUAUGGCGGCCCACACCAUCACCAUGGCCGGCGCUUGAGUUUUGGUGAACAUUUUCAGCUGACUUCUUUGGCAAGUAAACACGAUCAUUUUAUUUGUUUACAAACUGCUGGACAACGUCGUCUCAUCGGAGAAAAUCAAAUUCGGCAGUUCACCACUUUCGGCCAAGCGAAGCGAAGCAACUCUAGCUCUUUUGAGUCUAUUUUCGGUUCUCUCUGUUGGGGUGUAAGUUCUUGCACUUUUUGGAAUUUUAAUGGCUUUACCCCGAGCCCAUUUUUUAAUAUUUGCCGAAUGGAACAUUGCGAUAUGUUCGCCAAAAAUAUAAAUAAAUCACACUAUCACGGUUGAAUUCCUUCACGGAUAACUUUUUUUCUGGAAAAUUCUCACCAGAAUGCUUUUAUAUGCUUAUAAACAACAUAAUGAUCUGUCACUGGAAUAACUUUAACAGCUGUCGGACGAGUGGCUUAGAAAUGACAGCAGUCUGAAGUUGGUUGCAGUUUUUUCAUCUCACCCUGUACUUGUGUAAUGGCUUAGCUUUGUCUUUGGAAUGAAGGACAUUUCUCACUUUUUUAAUCCCAAAAAAAAAAAAAAAAAUAAAUAAAUAAAUAAAAUAAAAUAAAAAUAAAAACAGUUUUCUUAAAAUCAAAUAAUAAUCAAUUUAAAUUUCCAUUGAUAGUCCCUCUUUUAAGUAUUUCUUUUCAUAACCACAACUCUUCCAAAAAAUAUUUUCUUAAUAAAAAUAAGUUAAAUAGCAUAUACAUUUGCUAAUUAAAAAUAAUAAAACGAAAACAGAAGUCCAAGGUUUAGUUUAUAAGCAUAAAUAAUUAAUUUAAAAAUAUUUUUUUGCAGAUCAAUUUCAACUUGAACGCAUGUUAUAUUAUGAUACAGCAAAUUAAUUGCUAUUAUUUAAUAAUAAUAAUAUUUAAAUAUUACACAUUUGCUUUAUAUUUUAAAAUUUAUCAUCAAAGAUAAUAAUAAAAUAAAAUUACAAUAUGACAAAAAAAACUAAAGUUUAAAACAAAACCCAAAA